Molecule: messenger RNA, 3037 nt
Organism: Acanthaster planci (crown-of-thorns starfish)
Lineage: Eukaryota; Metazoa; Echinodermata; Asteroidea; Valvatida; Acanthasteridae
Product: metabotropic glutamate receptor 4-like
Biological process (GO): G protein-coupled receptor signaling pathway
Cellular component (GO): membrane
Molecular function (GO): G protein-coupled receptor activity
Source: RefSeq, a predicted model, not a curated record
CUAGUGUACAAGACACUGCCCGUCGAUCGUCGACCCACUUCAUCAUCCAGUCACGAUUAAUGAAAUUUCGGCACUCGAUCUCAACCUCUUGGAGCACCUUGGCAAGUUAAGCUCAUUUCAAAAUCCGUUCAGCCAGCAGUGCACAUCUUAUUCCUCCAUGCCUUGUGCUACUACUAUAAUGGACCGAAGCAGUUUGGCUGUUCUUGCUGUCUGUCUUCACCUUGCACAUGGUGCCCACUUGCCGCCUGAAGUCUGCUCGAUGUACGCCAAGAAGGGAGAUGUGUACAUCGGAGGUGUAUUCUCCCUUCAUGGGGAUGCUAAGGGUGUGGAUAAUAGGUGUAAGACACGCCUCCCCAUCAGUGCCCUUCAUGUCGUUGAGGCAAUGGUCUUUGCGGUGCAAGCAAUUAACGACGACGACAAGGUCCUUCCUAACGUCACAUUGGGGUUCAUGAUCCACGAUGACUGCUCCAGGGACGAGUACGCCAUAUGGGGAUCGCUGGCGCUUCUCAUGGGCGCCAAGGGAGUUACUGAAGGGGAAAGCUGCAUGAUUCCAGGCAUGACCACUGACGUUGAGGUCAGGUCAGUUGUGGGGAUAGUGGGGACCGGCAAGACUUCCUCCAGCGAGGUGGUUGCAAGCACAUCAGGGCUGUUUGAAAGGCCCCUGGUGUCCUACGGCGCGACGGGCCAAAAGCUGCUGGAGGAAAAUGCUUUCUUGUACUACUUCAGCACCAUUUCAUCCGAUCAGUAUAAAGUUACGGCCAUCCUUGAUCUGCUGGACUUGUUCGAGUGGCAAUAUGUGGCUUUAGUAUACGCAGCAGACUACGACAUGCUGAACAUGAUGGGGGAACUACAGAUAGCUGCAAAUAGACGGCGUGUGUGCGUGCACGUACAAGCGAUGGUUAGUGAAGCUCCAACAGAAAAAGAAUUGCACAAAAUGGUCAAACUGUUGCAAAAUAACACCUAUGCGAAGGUGGUUGUGUUGUUAGCUCAAUCGGCCGUGACAGCAAAUGCAGUGUUUUCGGCUGCUAUGAAGGCAGACCCACCGGUGAACCUUACAUGGGUUGUAGGUAAUUCGCUGGCGAACCAGGACGUCCUAGAGGAGGAUCUUGCGCGGGGUAAUCUCUUUGUCGAGUACGGUACCCCGGAAUUGAACGAAUUCGAGCAAUACUUCCGUUCCAUGAUGGGCAGUAAAAGAGCAAACGCAGACAACCCAUGGUUUGACGAGUUCUGUGGUGAUUUGGACAGAUGCCUCUCUUUCAGUGCAGAAGGAUUCAGUAAGGCGAUACCCACUUUGUCUGCCACCAUAGACGCAGUUUAUGCUCUGGCGUUUACUUUGGAUGAGGUAAUCCGCCGGUUGAACUGCACUGGCACGGUAGCAAAUUGUCUUGCAAGUCAAGGCGCCAAUACUCUUUUUACUGGCAUGUUGCACAAUGUAUCUUUUCGAGGAACGAGAGGAGAUUUUAAAUUCACCGAGUAUGUAAGGUCAGUACCGGGUCAUUUCAUAAUCAGAAAUAUGCAAGAAAUUGACGGUGCGUCUAAGAUGGUUGAAAUUGGUUCUUGGAACUCUCUUUCCCCAUCGCAUGAGUCUGGGAAUGAAACACGACUAACUGUCUAUAAAUCUUUGAUUCAGUGGAACGGACAUUCUGGAGGUGAGACGCCUAGAUCCGUUUGUAGGGAUGACUGUGCACCAGGGCAGGUCGAAGAACCACUGAAGAAGAAGUGUUGCUUGGGGUGUCGGGAAUGCAAGGCCGAUGAAAUCGUCAAAAGAUCCACCUGUGUUCAGUGCCGCGAAAUGGAGUGGCCCAAUGACAACCAAACUGAAUGUCUGGCUCUGGUCCCCAAAACUGUGACCUUGGGAGAACCGCUGGUGAUCCUGCUGUUCCUUUUCGCGUGUCUCGGGUUGGUUCUAUGCCUGCUGACCGCAUCAGGCAUGGUCCGAUACCGCCAACAUUCCUUAAUCAAGGCCACUAGUCGAGAGCUGAGCUGCGUCAAUAUCCUGGGUCUUGUCAUGGGGUACUUGGCCGUGUUCCCACUACUUCAGUCCCCGAAACCUCUCACCUGCGCUGCAGCACAGGCCCUGUACGUCCUAGCAUUCACAUUGAUGUAUGGCUCUCUCCUUUUGAAGGUGAAUCGUAUUUACAGGAUCUUUGAAAGUAGCAUCAAUUCUGCCAAAUCUCCCAGAUUCACAGGACCCCGAGCCCAGCUGAUGAUUGCAGCCGUGCUGGUUGUCAUUCAGGCCCUGAUAAUGUUCAUCACCGGUGUAGCGGUACCCAACACCUGGAUCUCAAUCCGCAAGCUGUUUCCCACCCCUUUAACUAUAAACCAGCCUCGGACACUGGAGAACUUCUGCAAGUUGGACUAUGGUUUCCUGGUAUCGAUGUGCUAUAACGCUGUCCUGGCUUUAGCUUGCUCUCUCUACGCCUACAAGGCCCGCAACGUGCCUGGUAACUACAACGAAGCCAAGUUCUACGCCGCCAGCGUUUACACCACGCUUGUGUUGUCUCUCGCAGCAUUACCGGUGUACUUCAUCGCCGAGACGGCGCUAGCCCUGGCUGUAUCCUUGAGCCUGGUUCCCAUCAUGGAUGGCUACGUGACUCUCCUCUGUAUUUACCUGCCCAAGCUGUACGUGGUCAUCUUUAAGAAGCUAGGUGAUGGUGACAACCAGGGAGACGCUAAUGGCGGGAGGUUCCGGCCGAGGAAACUCCCAGCUUUGGUCUCAACCGGAAAUGUCACUAAGGUUCACCCAUCCCAGACGUCAGUAGAGUAAAAUUCAGCGACUGUCACUCUUUUCCGCGUUUGGCUGUCCAAUUUCCCGGAAUUUGGGACAACCAGAGGUGGAUGCAUUUCGGGAGCCUUUUACGAAAAAGGCUCAUAGACAUUGUAGUUUGGAACAUUUAUUUAUAAGAUUUAUUACACAAAACUUUAAUAUAAGGUGGUUGGUUAUCUAAAUAUUCAAUUAGAAUUAAAAAGUGCACGUACUUCUAAUCUCAUCUGAAUGGCAGUUUGAGGAUGAUAUAAUUUACGAACUUCAUAUCAG